Molecule: messenger RNA, 1184 nt
Organism: Oppia nitens
Lineage: Eukaryota; Metazoa; Arthropoda; Arachnida; Sarcoptiformes; Oppiidae
Exons: 5
Coding region: 200-1183 (327 amino acids)
Source: RefSeq, a predicted model, not a curated record
UUUCCGUUUUAUGAAUGAAUUGAUAAACUUUUUGAUGAAAUUGUUAAACGAUUUGUAUGUUUGAGUCAUUCAUUGAUUGAUURAUUGAAUGAAUGUUUAAUUGAAACCAUUGUCUGAAUCGUUGACUUUUUUUGGCUUUGAUUUGACAUCAAUUGAUGUCAUCGUCGGUGACCUACUAGUGGUGAUCAUAUAUAAUGUCAUGGAUUUGAAAGAAAUAUUUCUGUUAAUACUGUUAUUAGUGUUAUCAGUGAUAAUAAUAAUAAUAAUUUACUGUAUUUGCCGAAAACGUGUCCACAAAAACAACAAAGAAGUGAAUACACAAAUCAAAGACAAAUCCCAAUCGAUUCACGAAACGAAAGGUACUGUCGGGUCAUUUGAUGGACCAAUUAAUGUAUCACUGAGUGGUGCGGACAAUGGUCUGGACAAUGAUAAUCGAUUUAUACGUCAAAAGUCAAAGAGGUGGAAACUGAAGAGGACAGUAAUACCCAAUCAACAGACAAUUGAUACCAAAGUGGACAUCGAUUGCAAUGGAUUGGCGUAUAAUGCUUGCGAAGAAGGGAUUUCAAUCGAUACUAACAUCGGUUCCGAUUCAAUACUAUCUGGUCUGAGAAGAUUGUUUGACUCAAAAAAGUCUACCAUUAAUUCUCGUAAGAGCGGAGGUUUAUCACGAAAUGCUCCAAAAAUAUUCAUUAUAAAUGACGACAAAGAAGUGUUCAAGAAGUGCGAUAAAUAUAAGGAAAAGAAACGAAAUGAACGCUACAAUUAUGGCUGUGAUGGCGAUGACAAUCAAAUAAAUGAAGGUUUUGCUUUCGAUAUACUCGAUAUGAGUAACAAUACUGAGUCACUGAAGACCAACAGUAAAACGGAUGUGAAGUUACGGUCAAAGAGAAAAUCGGAAAGUGAUCCCAGAAUUGUUGGUGACAUCGAAACACUGGAUUACGCCGACCAUCGAAAUGAGUCAUUGAAUGGAUUUUCUUUUCAAUACAUUGAUGAAUGUGUCAAUAAUGAAGAGAUCAAUUCAAUGGACUACUCAGUGGUGAACAAUGAAAUUACUUCCCAUUUAAGUCGUCGAAACUCAUAUAUCUAUGAGGACAUGGAUUUCAUUCAUGACGUCAAUCAAAUAAUUGAUACUACUUUUGAUAAUCUCAUUAAAAACAUUGACAAACAUUUUGAUGACAAAUAGU